GACUCCGGACUCUCUGUUGAAGCACCUGAUAGGAGGAAGCUUCACCUCAGACAAUGCCAAACAAUCGACGUGGCUCAAGUGCACAGAUGCUUAGAGCCUCGGAAUGCGUCCCUGGAGAAGACAGCAACAGCUACAAUAAGGACGACGUAGGAGAAUCAUGAAGAAGACAGCAAGAACUUAGGACUCGUGGAUGGCAGCAGGAGAUAAGCGAGUCAGCUUAUAUCAGUCCACGACAGGACAGCAGAUGACACGGUGGCAGGAUACGGCUACGCUCAAGGGGAGAUUGGAAGUAUCACCCCUGAAGUCAUGGACAUGGGAGAACAAGGGGUCUGAUCAAAGAAGACAGUACUAUCAUGAUCAUCUUAGCGGAGGACAUACAAGGAAUGCACGAGACCACCUCCAAGCAUGCUCCUACGGAGACACAGGACCUGUCAAGGUCAAGGGAGCAGCUACGUCAACUUCACAGAGAGCGUUGGAUGAGAAUCGAAGACCUCGUCAUGUCAAGCCUAUGACUCUUUCUCAGGGGACCCUCAAGGUACGGAACCAGGCCUCGGACCGGUCGAAGAAUCAUAUCGCAGAUAAGAAGCGUAGAGUACCGGUAGUGGUAGUUCCUAGGACCGGGCAGCCCCUAUUUUAGGGACCGAGGAAGAGGAAGAAGGGCCGCACGCAUUUGCAGGACAGGGAAAGGAGAACGAGGUGUAUAGUCUCUGUGAGACUGGAUUGCUUGAAGUAAACAAGCUUGACCAUCCAUACCAAUCUCUUAUCACCUCCGUUUGUUCUCUGUAUCCUGAUAUCUUUCCUGCGCGGCCAUUCAUUCGUGAUAACUAUUACCACUGCUACAGAAACUUGCAGUCGGUGCUAUCACUGUCUACUUCGGGUGUCACUGCUAGGCUGUGACUGUGUCACCGUCUGUGGAGAGAAGGUUACUGGGAACUUCAACAUAUUCUAAAAAUUUUAGAAUAUCAGUGCCUAGAUAUUCUAUUUCUCGAGAAACCUUGUAUCACGGCAACCAGUGGACUCUUACUCUCACAUUCGGAGUGACAUCAGCUGGAGAGUAUCUGUGGAGUGACAACGGUAGUAACUGCUGAGCCUGGAGUCAAACAUGGGUUCCGAUAUCAAAAUGGCCUCUCAAGCCUCUCAAGCCUAGCCGAGCUCCCUGUACCUCGUCAGGGAGGGAGAUGGAUGAUGCGAAGUCACAGGGGACCCACUUCAUCCUGAGGUCAUCUGUUCGACACCAGAGACAGUCAGGGAGGGUUCACUAAAUGAACAAUCAAAAUCAGGCUGAACCUCUGAGAACAUCUGAUGAUGACAUCAGCAUCGAGCCUCGCAUCAUCCCUAUGUCAAGUGACAUGGACGAGUCACAGGGAUCCCCCAAGCAGAGCCAGGAGUCGCACAAGAUGACGACGAGGCCACAAUACAGCUCUCCCACCAUGAUGAUGAGUGUGGCAAAGAAGCUGAGGGGUGACAUGACA
Molecule: messenger RNA, 1472 nt
Organism: Guillardia theta CCMP2712
Lineage: Eukaryota; Cryptophyceae; Pyrenomonadales; Geminigeraceae
Exons: 1
Coding region: 191-637 (148 amino acids)
Source: RefSeq, a predicted model, not a curated record